This is a messenger RNA of Trichomonas vaginalis G3, 567 nucleotides long. RefSeq names its product nuclear chaperone required for maturation and nuclear export of pre-60s ribosome subunits. The transcript has a single exon. Bases 1 to 567 code for a protein of 188 amino acids. The record is from RefSeq and is a predicted model, not a curated record. Lineage: Eukaryota; Parabasalia; Trichomonadida; Trichomonadidae.
AUGCUCAAUAUUCCAGACACUAAUUAUGUUGAUACAACAGUUGAUAAGAUUGAAAUUGCUACAAGAAUCGGAGUUUGUCAUUGUGAAAUUCGCAAUUGGCUGAAGCAGGAGUAUCCAAAUGAUUCAAGCUACGAAAUAACAGGAAGAUCAAUAUCAAGAAUUUGCAGAUUAAUUACUUAUUAUAGUCAACCUGAUGAUAAAGAUGUUGAUUCCCAGCAAAUCAAGAGAGCUUUGACAAUCACUUACAAUAAGAAUCUUAACGAAAUAGAUAAUGAUGAGAUUGAACUUAAUCAAAAGAUUUAUAAUUCUUUCUUUCAAAAAAUUGAUAAAGGUUUUGUUAAGGAAUUAAUGAAAUUAUAUUUAUCGUUAUUAAUUGAUAGCAAUGAAUUUAAGAAAUUAAUUGAAGAAAUAAUAAAAAAUGAUCAGCCAAUUAUUGAUGUAUUUAAAGUCAUUGAACGGGCAAAGAUGAACGACAUCUUGAAUGCCAUAGAUUUAUUGAAUAAUUGGGUCAAAACCAAAUUGGUUCAUCGAUUUCAAUUAUUUGAAGAGAUUGUAUCAAAUUGUUGA